GUCUCCCCCGGGGUGUCCCUCGGGCCGGGCACCGCGCCUGCACGGGCCGAAGCCCCGGGAUGGCCACGGGAGAGCUUCUAUUUGUCAAACGCAAAACGGUCCAGAGUCCUACAGUUGGACCGGUGCGAUGGAGGUGCCGGAACUCGGAUGUGAAGAAGGCUACCACAGGAUUUCCGCUGAGUUUUAAAAACCAAAAUCUAAUACCCAGUGAUGAAUAAAAGCAAGAACCACAGUCACACCCGUGACUGUCCCCCCAGCCGUCGCGGUGCAGCCGUGCCCGGCCAGGGGCGCUGCUCGGCCCGCAGGCUCAGGAGGACUCCCCGCUCCGAGCAGCCGCUCCGGUGCUGCGGUCGCGGGUGCCUCGCAGGUGCGGCCGCUCCUACCUGACGGCCAGGCCCUCCCGGCAGCUCCAGUGGAUUCCAUCCUGCAACACCCGCAGGAGUGAGUGGGAGGCACUUUAACAAAAGGAAAUGUAAAAGCACAGCACAUCCGAGAACCCGAGGCCUCCGUGAGCGGAGAGGAGUCCCGAACCCCCAGGCAGGCCUCCGUGAGCGGAGAGGAGUCCCGAACCCCCGAGGCAGGCCUCCGUGAGCGGAGAGGAGUCCCUGUGUGGGGACCGAGAACCUUCCUGUCCGGGGUGGGGCAAGAAUAGGCGUCCAGUUAAACUAUGGUGACACUGAAACCGAAGGAGAGAUUUAUAAUUCCUUAGUUCAGUAUUUUGGUGAUAAUUUGGGGCGAAAAGUGAAAGCGAUGCCCUUAGUUGAAGAAACUUCUUUUCUUGAGGAUUCAUCAGUGACUUUGCCUGUGGUAGUAAUAGGAAAUGGACCCUCAGGGAUCUGCCUUUCUUACAUGUUAUCAGGCUACCGACCAUAUUUAUCAUCAGAAGCAAUACAUCCAAAUACAAUCUUACAGAGUAAAUUACAAGAAGCAAGACAUCUUUCCCUUGUUGAUCAGGACUUAGAAUACUUGUCCGAGGGCCUUGAAGGCCGAUCAUCCAAUCCAGUUGCAGUACUAUUUGACACACUCCUUCAUCCAGAUGCUGACUUUGGGUAUGACUAUCCAUCUGUUUUGCAUUGGAAAUUAGAACAACAUCAUUAUAUCCCUCACUUAGUUCUUGGUAAAGGCCCACCUGGUGGAGCUUGGCAUAAUAUGGAAGGCUCCAUGUUGACAAUCAGCUUUGGAAAUUGGAUGGAGCUCCCUGGACUUAAAUUUAAAGACUGGGUAACUAGCAAACGAAGGAACCUAAAAGGGGAUCGAGUUAUGCCAGAGGAAGUAGCUCGCUACUAUAAACAUUAUGUGAAAGUCAUGGGUCUUCAGAAGAACUUCAGAGAGAACACUUACAUUACCUCUGUGUCCAGACUCUACAGAGACCGGGAGGAGGAUGGUGGUCAGGAUGCAGCUAUCCCAGCACAGCAUUUGCAGCUGGAGAAGUCCAAGUUUAUCAAGAGAAACUGGGAGAUCCGGGGCUAUCAGCGAGUAGCAGAUGGCUCCCAUGUUCCCUUCGGUCUCUUUGCUGAGAAUGUAGUUCUGGCAACGGGAACAUUGGACUCUCCUGCCCGUCUGGAGGUUGAAGGGGAAGAUUUCCCUUUUGUGUUUCAUUCACUGCCUGAAUUUGGAGCGGCUGUAAGCAAAGGAAAGUUGCGUGGCCAAGUGGACCCAGUGUUAAUUGUAGGUUCUGGGCUCACUGCAGCGGAUGCAGUGCUGUGUGCUUACAACAACAACAUCCCUGUGAUUCAUGUGUUUCGCAGACGAGUAACUGAUCCAAGUUUAAUUUUCAAGCAGCUUCCUAAAAAGCUGUAUCCAGAAUACCAUAAGGUCUAUCACAUGAUGUGUACGCAGUCAUAUUCUGCAGACUCGGAUCUUUUAUCUGAUUACACCAGCUUUCCUGAGCACCAUGUGCUUUCCUUUAAGUCGGACAUGAAGUGCAUCCUUCAGAGUGUCUCUGGAUUGAAGAAAAUAUUUAAAGUUUCUGCAGCAGUGGUGCUGAUAGGUUCUCAUCCCAACCUGUCUUUUCUGAAAGAGCACGGCUGUUACCUGGGCCAUGACUCAGGCCACCCGAUCACUUGUAAGGGUAAUCCUGUGGCGAUAGAUGCAUACACCUACGAGUGUGUUCAAGAAGCCCACCUUUUUGCAUUGGGUCCUUUAGUUGGAGAUAAUUUUGUUCGAUUUUUAAAGGGAGGGGCACUGGGUGUUACACACUGUUUAGCAACAAGACAGAAGAAAAAGCAUUUAUUUGUUGAAAGAGGAGGAGGAGAUGGGGUAGCUUGAAGCAGGUUUACAAGUUAAUGGAUAGUUCACCAUUAAAGAUUUUUAACUUUU
Myotis lucifugus (little brown bat) is the source of this 2319-nucleotide messenger RNA. RefSeq names its product oxidative stress induced growth inhibitor family member 2 (gene OSGIN2). Lineage: Eukaryota; Metazoa; Chordata; Mammalia; Chiroptera; Vespertilionidae. The transcript has 6 exons. The record is from RefSeq and is a predicted model, not a curated record. The coding region runs from base 751 to 2268 and encodes 505 amino acids.